CGCCCGCCUUGCGCCAUUUUGAAACGCUGGGAGAGGCAGAGGCGAGGGAAAUCUCAAAGUAGAGAGCAAAGUCUAACUGAAGGUUGUAGUUUACUUUCUUUGGGUGAAUCUGGUUCGUGUCUUUCUUUAUCAACUAGGCCGACGACUUGUACGGCCUUUGUCGGAGUUUCCAUAGCAACAGCCCCUUGGUUUGUCCCUUCCAACGGCUUCCAACUGCUCCCCGGUCAGAACCAACUGCCGACCCGGGUCAGUUGCUCCAGUCCGGGCCCCGAGCCCGCUACAGAGAUACCCUCAUGGCAGGAGCCGGUGGUGGGACCAGUGAUGUGCAGUGGUGCUUCUCCCAAGUCAAAGGAGCGAUAGAUGAUGAUGUCGCUGAAGCCGACAUCAUUUCUACUGUUGAAUUCAACCACUCUGGGGAGCUGCUGGCUACGGGGGACAAGGGGGGUCGAGUUGUCAUCUUUCAGCAGGAGCCAGAGAGUAAGAAUCAGCCGCAGUGCAGAGGAGAGUACAACGUUUACAGCACCUUCCAGAGCCACGAGCCGGAGUUUGACUACCUGAAAAGCCUCGAGAUCGAGGAGAAGAUCAACAAGAUCCGAUGGCUGCCUCAGAAAAACGCAGCACAGUUCCUUCUGUCUACAAACGACAAAACCAUAAAGCUGUGGAAAAUCAGUGAGCGGGACAAGAGACCAGAAGGCUACAAUUUGAAGGAGGAAGACGGACGGUACAGAGAUCUCAAUACUGUCACAACACUACGGGUUCCAGUAUUCAGGCCCAUGGACCUGAUGGUGGAAGCGAGCCCCAGACGAGUGUUUGCGAACGCUCACACCUACCACGUCAACUCCAUCUCCGUCAACAGCGACUGUGAGACGUACCUGUCGGCAGACGACCUGCGCAUUAACCUGUGGAACCUGGAGAUCACCGAUCGCAGCUUCAAUAUUGUUGACAUUAAGCCAGCCAACAUGGAGGAGCUGACGGAGGUGAUCACAGCGGUGGAGUUCCACCCGAACCAGUGCAACACUUUCGUCUACAGCAGCAGCAAGGGCACCAUCCGCCUGUGUGACAUGAGGGCCUCGGCGCUGUGUGACAAGCACGCCAAACAGUUUGAGGAGCCAGAGGAUCCAAACAACCGUUCGUUCUUUUCUGAAAUCAUCUCGUCCAUCUCUGAUGUAAAGUUCAGCCACAGCGGACGGUACAUGAUGACCCGCGACUACCUGUCCGUCAAGAUCUGGGAUCUCAACAUGGAGUCCCGCCCAGUAGAGACCUAUCAGGUGCAUGAGUAUCUCCGGAGUAAAUUGUGUUCCCUCUAUGAGAACGACUGCAUCUUCGACAAGUUUGAGUGCUGCUGGAAUGGCAACGACAGCGUUGUGAUGACCGGCUCCUACAACAACUUCUUCCGGAUGUUAUGACACCGAGGC
Molecule: messenger RNA, 1415 nt
Organism: Perca flavescens (yellow perch)
Lineage: Eukaryota; Metazoa; Chordata; Actinopteri; Perciformes; Percidae
Gene: ppp2r2aa
Product: protein phosphatase 2, regulatory subunit B, alpha a
Exons: 10
Coding region: 294-1406 (370 amino acids)
Cellular component (GO): protein phosphatase type 2A complex
Molecular function (GO): protein phosphatase regulator activity; protein binding
Source: RefSeq, a predicted model, not a curated record